CCUAUCUGUCGAUUGAGGUUUAUAUAGUGGUCCCUGGGCCUGGUGAGCCAGACCAUCACUCCUGUAGAGAACGGGCUCCAGGGAGAUUUACCAGGAUGAGUAAGAUAACUUUCUACGAGGACAGCAACUUCCAGGGGCGCUCUUAUGAGUGCGAUGCAGACUGCGCUGACAUGCACCCCCAUUUCAGCCGCUGYAACUCCAUCAAGGUAGAUAGCGGCUGCUGGGUGCUGUACGAGCGUCCCAACUACACAGGCUAUCAGUACGUGCUGACCAGAGGGGAGUACCCAGAGUACCAGCACUGGAUGGGAUACAAUGACAGCAUCCGCUCCUGCCGUACCUUCUCCUAUACUAGCGGAGGCCCAUACCGCAUGCGCAUCUAUGAACGCCCCAACUUCCAGGGCCAGACGAUGGAGUUCGCUGAGGACUGUGAGUCUGUCCAGGAACGCUUCCGCAGCCGUGACGUCUACUCCUGUAAUGUUCUGGAGGGCUACUGGACCCUCUACGAACACCCCAACUACCGCGGCCGCCAGUACUUCAUGAGGCCUGGAGAGUACAGGAAGUUUAGUGACUGGGGCGCCACAUGCGCCACCACUGGCUCCUUCCGUAGGAUCACCGAGUUUUAGAUAAGAACACCUUCUCUGCCUCCCUAAACGCAGCUCGUCUCUAGGUGGCACUGGCUUGUCAAUAGAAGAGUAUGCCUAUUCUAACACACAGGACUGUGUCGAAAUAUUUUAUGAAUUUGAAAUAGAUCUUUGGUCAUUAAUAAGUUACAAAGGUAACUCUGAAUGAGUCUGAAUAAAUUAAUCUAUUGUGAAUGUU
Messenger RNA from Salvelinus sp. IW2-2015, 819 nucleotides. The record is from RefSeq and is a predicted model, not a curated record. Lineage: Eukaryota; Metazoa; Chordata; Actinopteri; Salmoniformes; Salmonidae.